Penicillium mononematosum is the source of this 1833-nucleotide messenger RNA. Its product is annotated as putative GTP binding protein (GTPBP1). The record is from RefSeq and is a predicted model, not a curated record. Lineage: Eukaryota; Fungi; Ascomycota; Eurotiomycetes; Eurotiales; Aspergillaceae. Gene Ontology annotation, molecular function: translation elongation factor activity; GTP binding; GTPase activity. Gene Ontology annotation, biological process: translational elongation. The coding region runs from base 1 to 1833 and encodes 610 amino acids. The transcript is spliced from 4 exons.
AUGCCUGCAACCGGGAAACUAAGCCACGAGGAGCGAAAACGAGGUGAAGUCGCUCUCAGUGAAUUCGCCGAAUAUGCCGAGAAACAGCAAGCCCACCGCUCCGCUCAAGUCGCACCAAGCGACAGCGGAUAUUCCACCGCUAGCGUUUCGCGCGAUCUCGAGGACCAUGCAGAGCUCGAUAUUCUCGAUCAACUAGGGCUGUCUGAUACCCCUCAACCAGUCAGGCUUAAGGAGCUCCUUCUCGGUACAAGCGAUGCCAUCGAAGACAGUCUGCAAGUGCUAGCUGGGACAUUACAAACACGCAUUGAUGAAGGCCAUGGGGAGACCAUCUUCGAUCUCGGAUUGGAGGAUGGCGGUGAAUCCAUGGGCUUCGACCUCGAUCAAUGGAAGACGGCGCUACAGCGUCUGCGCGAAGCCGCCGAGACCAUCCCCGCCCACUGCCGAGUACUGCUGACCUACAACGUGGGAGGCCCUGAAGAAUCGCCUGUCACAAAUGACCGGGUACAAGGCGCUUGGGGCAAAGUUCUCGUGCGCCACCACGCUGAUAACGUCGAGGAGAUGGCGGAGCUCCGGAUUGCCGUAGUGGGAAAUGUCGAUGCUGGAAAGAGCACUAUGCUGGGAGUGCUGGUGAAAGGUGGUCUUGACGAUGGACGCGGUCGUGCGCGAGUAAAUCUGUUCCGCCACAAGCACGAGAUCGAAAGCGGGCGUACUAGCUCCGUCGGGUUGGAGAUCAUGGGCUUCGACAGCCGAGGUGAAAUAGUCGGCAAUUCGCAGGGCCGGAAGAUGUCCUGGGAAGAUAUCGGCAAGCGCUCUGCUAAGGUCAUCUCCUUCUCCGACUUGGCAGGUCACGAGCGGUAUCUGCGCACUACUGUAUUCGGUAUGCUGAGCAGCAGCCCCAACUACUGUUUGCUGAUGGUUGCUGCCAACAACGGUCUCAUCGGAAUGAGCAAGGAGCAUCUGGGUAUUGCUUUGGCCCUCAAUGUGCCUGUCAUGGUCAUUGUCACGAAGAUUGACAUUUGCCCGCCCCAUAUUCUGCAGGAGACCUUGUCCCAGCUGACCAAGAUUCUCAAAUCGCCUGGAGCGCGCAAAAUUCCAAUAUUCAUCAAGGAUAUGGAGGAGACCAUCAAUACAGCCACACAGGGAGAACCUCGACCUAGUACGGACCUUCCUAAACAUUCUGCCCACCGCGGACAAUACGACGCCGCGGGAGCCUUCGAGUUCCUGAUCAACGACACAUUCUCUGUUCCUCAUGUGGGUACAGUUGUCUCGGGUGUGGUCAAGUCCGGUGUCAUCCAUGCCGGAGACUCGGUCAUUGUGGGGCCAGACUCACUCGGCCAGUUCACCACCACUGUCAUCAAGUCCAUUGAGCGCAAGCGUAUCCAGGUGAAUGCUUGCUUUGCCGGCCAGUCCGGUUCUUUCGCCCUAAAGCGCGUCCGCCGGAAGGAAGUGCGUAAGGGUAUGGUGGUGUUGAAAAAGAUGGAUGAGCCUCCAAAGGUGUAUCGGGAAUUCGUCGCGGAGGUCCUAAUCCUUUCCCAUGCAACUACCAUCAAGCCCAAAUACCAGGCCAUGCUUCAUGUCGGGGCAGUCAGUCAGACAUGUUCAGUCAUUGGCAUUGAUCGCCCUUUCAUUCGUACUGGAGAUCGAGCAUUAGUCGCGUUCAGAUUUGUACAGCGUCCUGAAUUCUUAGCUCCCGGGGACCGUGUCCUUUUCCGUGAGGGCAAGACGAAAGGACUGGGAAUCGUCAAGAGCAUCGGUUAUGACCCAGCACAACCAUUGAACCCAAAUUUAAAGGAGGGAGCUUCGACACCUACACCUACGAUACCUCAAGAUUAG